Cheilinus undulatus (humphead wrasse) is the source of this 2828-nucleotide messenger RNA. Its product is annotated as zinc finger protein 37-like. The record is from RefSeq and is a predicted model, not a curated record. Gene Ontology annotation, molecular function: RNA polymerase II cis-regulatory region sequence-specific DNA binding; DNA-binding transcription factor activity, RNA polymerase II-specific. The transcript has 4 exons. Gene Ontology annotation, biological process: regulation of transcription by RNA polymerase II. The coding region runs from base 96 to 2204 and encodes 702 amino acids. NCBI's taxonomy places the organism in Eukaryota, Metazoa, Chordata, Actinopteri, Labriformes, Labridae. Gene Ontology annotation, cellular component: PcG protein complex; transcription regulator complex.
UAAACAAACAGCAGCAGCGUGUUUAAACGCUAGCCUGGCCCUGUGAAGGCUCCUCUGCAGUCCUAGCUCCGCUUUUUCUGCUUUAAUGAAACUACAUGAACAUGAGUUCGUCUGAGAGUCUGAGAGCGUUUAUCAGAGAGAGGCUGGCUGCUGCAGCGGAGGACAUUUUUGUAGUUUUUAGGAGAACUAUGGCGGAGUAUGAGGAGGAGAUCGACCGUCAGAGCAGACUGCUGGAUAUCGCCUGGAAACCUCACAUCUACCUGCAGAGAACAGAUGUUCCUCAACAAGCCGUGGUUAAAGAGGAGGAGCAGCUCUGUGACCAGGACCAGAACUCCAGUCUGGACCGGGACGAUCCAGGACCUCCACCCUUUAAAGAGGAACAGGAGGAACUCUGCAGCCACUCAGAUGUUCCUCAACAAGCCGUGGUUAAAGAGGAGGAGCAGCUCUGCGACCAGGACCAGAACUCCAGUCUGGACCGGGACGAUCCAGGACCUCCACCCUUUAAAGAGGAACAGGAGGAACUCUGCAGCCACUCAGAUGUUCCUCAUCAACUCGUGUGUAAGGAGGAGGAGGAGCCCUGUGACACCGAGAGGAACUCCAGCCUGUACCAGGAGGAUCCAGAACCUCCUUCCUUUAAAGAGGAACAGGAGGAGAUGGAGCAGCCGGUACUGAAGCUGGAGAGGGACAUGUUCAUGUGGACUCAUGAGGAGAGAGACCACAGUGAAGAAGAACCAGAGGAUGACCAUCAACUCCUUCAUCACAACUCUCAUGAUACUGAGAAUCAAGAUCCUGAAGAAGGGGAGCAUGGAGACCCAGUACCGAUGAGAGAACCAGAACUAACAACAACAUCAGAACUGAUGAGAGAACAAGAACCAACGAGAACAUCAGAACCAGGACCCGUGAGAACAGCAGAACCAGAACCCGUGAGAACAUCAGAACUGAUGAGAAAACAAGAACCAACAAGAACAUACGAACCAACAAGAGAACCAGAGCCUGCAAGAGGAGUAGGACCAAUGAGAACAUCAGAGCCAAUGAGAGAACCAGAACCAAUGCCAACAUUAGAACCAAUAAGAAAACCGGAACCAAUAAAUGAACCAGAACACACACGAAAAUCAGAACGAACGAGGAAAUCACAGUCAACGAGGAAACUAGAACCAAGGAGGAAGUCAGAACCAACAAGGAAACUGGAGCAAGCAAGGACACCAGAACCAGCGUUGAAACGAGAACCAAUGAAGAAGUCAGAACCAAUGAGGAAACCAGAACAAACGGGGAAACCAGAACUAAAGAGGAAACCAGAACUGACAAGGAAGCCAGACCCAACAAGGACACCAGAACCAACAAGGACACCAGAACAAACGUUGAAACGAGAACCAAUGAAGAAGUCAGAACCAAUGAGGAAACCACAACAAACAGGGAAACCAAAACUAAAGAGGAAACCAGAACUAAAGAGGAAACCAGAACCAACAAGGUCACCAGAACCAAAGCGAAAAAGAAAAGGUAGGAGAGGAAGAAAUGACCAAAAUGAGACAGCCGAGACGGACUGUAGUCCUCCACAAGGUCAGGAGUCUCUCCGGUGCGACACCUGUGGUGAAGGUUUUGAGAAUACGUCAGAACUAGAGACACAUCAGCGAGUCCACGAAGGAAAGAAGGCGCACACCUGUAAGAGCUGUGGGAAAUCAUUCAGGUACAAGUCAAAGCUGAAGGUGCAUGCAAGAACCCACACAGGAGAGAAACCGUACUCCUGUCAAACAUGUGGGAAAGACUUCACCUGUAAGGAGUCUUUGAAAACCCACGCCAGGAUCCACACAGGUGAGAAGCCGUUUACCUGUGCUACCUGUGGGAAAAAGUUCAGGUUUAAGCAGGUACUAAGAGUCCACACAAGGACCCACACGGGUGAGAAACCGUUCUCCUGCAGCAUCUGUGGGCGGGGCUUCUGCCACAGGGAGAAUCUGAACAAUCACACUCUGGUCCACACAGGUGAGAGGCCCUUUCCCUGCCAGUCAUGUGACAAGUCUUUCAGACUCAAAGGUGACUUGAAGAUUCACAUGCUGACCCACACAGGUGAGAGACCGUACCGCUGCUGCCUCUGUGGGAAGAGCUUCUCUCGUAUUACACACUUGAAUAGGCACCUCCAUAUCCAUACAGGUGAGAAGCUAUUCACCUGUCAACAUGCGGCGGGUCUUUCCGAGUUAAGGGCGACUUGACAACUCACGUGAGAAGAGCUCACACAGGUGAGCGGCCACACCUGUGCAGGAUGUGCAGGAGAAGAAUCUUUAAACAACCACGAGUACGCAGAGAUUGAUGAGAGAGGGAUCUGCUGCCCAUCAGAUCAGCUGAUCUUCAUCCUCUUCUUUUUGUUUAUUUAUUAGAUUUAACAGCCGGUAAGGCUGAGCAAUUAUUUAAGCUUGAAUUUCAGUCACUAUUUUGGCUUUCCAUAAUGAUAGAGACAGGGUAAACAUGGUUGAACCAUUACUGCAGGUCCUGUUUUGGUUUUGUCAUGUUGUAAAUGUUUAUUCUAUAAUUUAAUCUUUUUUAUUUGUUUGUUAAAUUAAUGCUGCAGACUUGAUCUAAUCACAGUCACGAUGUCAGGCUGUGCUUUUGUAAAGUUAUUUAGACCUUAAUCCUGUAAAGGUUUUCUAAAAUAUCUGCAGAAAAGAUGUUCAGCUUACAGCAGUGCCACUACUGACGGACCUGUCCUCAUAAAAUGAGUUUUUUCAUUAAAGUUAUUUUGAAAGCAGAUCUGUAACUGCAGGUUUUGUAUCUUUUAUUCUACAUAAUAAUGUGUGUUUAGAGUUGAGAAUUAUGGGAUAUCUUUCUGUUGUCUGAUA